UCAUGCGCAUCUAAACUAGUUCAGGUGUGCUGCUGCUGCUCACCUGUCUCACUUUUCAUCACUUCCGUGCCACCCUGGGUGAGUUUCUCCGGAGGAGCCAGAGGAGAGGAGGCAUCAACAUCAACAGUUCCAGAGGAGGAAGAAGCCUCGAGCUGCAGGACGGUGAGUCCAGGCUCCAUUAUUCCUCAGGUACAUCUGGGUGAAGUUUUUCCCUUUGCCAUGACAGAGUUUGGUUCUUAAAGUUAAGGCUGUCUAAAGAAAAACUCCACAAUAUUUGACCGAUGAAAUAAUCCAGAAACAACCCAAGGACUGCAUGAGAGAAACCUAAGAGGUCGACUACAAACGGCAGUGCGUUAAACAAGAAGGUCCUAAAGCAAAGGGAUACAAAAACAGAUAACCAACAUCUCAGUAAAGACAACCGAAAAUCCAGCAGACUCUUUUCUUGACUUUCCCCCAAAGCUCAAUGCUUUACUGAACAUGUGUCAUAAAGGGAGGUCAACACACAAGCGAAGAUGAACCCUUAUGUCACGUCACACUUCAGGAGGGAUCUCUUUCCCCAUUUCCAUUUGUUGUAGACUUUUGUAUUCCCUGCUGUUGCUGGUUGAAUGAAAUAGCUUAUUCUAUAUUUGUACAGUUAUAGCAGUAGCUCUUUUGUUUUUCAGUUCUCUGUGUACUCACCACAGUACAGGUUUGAUUCUGUCUACUGCUCCAAAGAGGAUGCAGGUACAUACUUGUAAGGAUUCAGUGGUAGAGUUCUCUGGAAAUGGUUGGGCAAGGUAAUUACUAACUCUACAAGCAUAUCUUUUCAAUUGCAGAUAUAUUUGCACAAUUUUUUUUUGCUUUAUUAUAUCUAUGGGUGUUGCAUGCUCAUGCAUGUUUUUUGUUAGAUUGUUUUUUUUUUUAGCUUUUCGCAUUGCAUCAGCAUUUGAUAAUCUUCUAUUUUGUUUGUGGAAUCUCUCUCUGAUGUCCAGGUAGCCUUUUGUGAUCUGGUUCAGAGAUGAUGAGUAAGAGACGACAAUCCACAAAUCCAGUUACGCUCUCAGCACCUCUCAGCUCUUUGGCGCCCAACAUGCCAGAAAAAUAUAGAUAACUCCCUAAGGUGACCUGUGUACUUACCUUUUCCCUCCAUAUGAAUCUUCCACUUAAAGCUAAAAACACAAGUAGUGUUGGAGAUAGAUCAAAGUAAACUCUCUGUCUUUUGUUUUCUUCCCUUCUUUCUUAUCUUUUGUCAGGCGUAGGCGAUUUCUCAGCCGUAAUGCUGAGCUGUUAUGAGGUAUGUCUGCUCUGGGAGACUAACUGUUGCAGGUGAUUGCUAACAGCCGAGUAGUUUGGGUCAAUAAUAUUCAGUCAGUAAAAUAAGUCUUCAACAAAUUGGACAAUGGCCAUCAGACAGAUGUGCAGACUCUUAGAAAGAAAAUGUGAAAUUGUUAAAGCAGUGACAUGAUUGAACAGGAAAUGGCAAACAAAAUAUGGUUCUAUCAGUUGGGACCCUCUUGUUGGGCAAAGGUGACAUUUCCUUGACAAUUUAAUACUUAAUUGUGUGUACUAUAUUCAAUGCUUUAUCCAAGACAUAUUGGCAUUGAAUGAUGAUGGUAGGCGUUUGAUGUACUGAAAGUACUUUACUCUUUGUUUCCUCAUGCCCAUACCAAGGGGUUGUGAAACUGGAGAGAACUUGGAUCGUAAGAACUGGCAUGUUUUCUUUUUCUUUUUUGACUGCAUGCUGGAAAUGUUUUUAUCAUAUCGUCCCAUUUUAAGUUAAUUUGGAGCAUUUGUCUGUCUUGUAUGCAUCUUGUCACAAUAUUAUAGAAGGUAGCGAGCUGUGUAUCCUCUGUUUCCAUCUCCAUCCUCCUACUCCAUUGCAUUAUCAGUUUAUAGUUUUUAUCAAUUGAUGCCUGCUUGAGGCUUCCCUUUUAUUGUUUUGAACUGAGCAGAACCAAUCCUGCAUGCUUUUGUGAUGUAUGUUGAGGUCAAUCCAGUCCUACCUCUCCUCGUCAAAAGAAUUCUUGCAAAUUGGGGGUCACAGAAAUAGACUCCUUGGGCUGCUGCUGACAUCCUUCUUUUCAGCUCACCUCACUCAGUGUGUAUGAUUUAAGGACAUUGUCUGUUAAUGAAUGCACCCAUGGACCGACUUCAAGAAAGACCACUAUCACUGAAAAGAUAGACUCUACUGGGAAACAUCAUUAUAAAUUGGGGAAAGUAAGUGACUGAUCAAUGGUCUUGGAGGGAAUUAACCUCUGGUUACCAUUGGCCACUAUGGACUUGCAAUUAUCUCUUCAUUAAGAAGGACUGAAAGACUGACUGUGUUGUUAGCACCACACACUUAAUUGACUGUGUCAAGGUGCUUAAUUGCCAAGUCAACAAUCAAAUCAAGGCACACUGACGAAUACAGAGGACCAUAAGAGACUUUAUAGUACAUGAUGGGAGCGGCACGUGUGAAACGCCGCUUCAGUGCUGUGGUGGACGGGCCAGUUGAUGAGGAGGAGGUCAUGAGGCUGGCACAGAGUGCGGCAGACACGGCUCUGGCAGAGGGGAGUCCAACGGGGUCAGGGACCCCAACCAGCCCCUCCCCGACCCAUGCCCUGAACGGCAUAACUCUCCAGAUCAACACCAACAAUGCACGGAGGCAGAGCGCCAUCGGAGUUGGGGGAGACGCAGGAGAAGGUGGGGUGAGAGCAGGAGGAAUGUGCUCAGGACCAAGGAGUGGAAGAGGCAGUAGUGUAGGAGGAAGAGGAAAAGGCCGAUCAUCCUCGGACCAGGAUUCUCUCUCUUCCCCCUCCACUACCAACCGCCGGCGCGCCAGGCGCUCAAGCCGCCGGCCCCGACAACGCUUUGUGGGCAAGGACGGACGCUGCAACGUCACCUUCGUCAACAUGAGCGAGAGGGGCCAGCGCUACCUCAGCGACCUCUUCACCACCUGUGUGGACAUCCGCUGGCGCUGGAUGCUGGUCAUCUUCACCCUCUCCUUCCUUCUCUCCUGGCUGCUCUUUGGAUUUGCCUUCUGGCUCAUUGCCUUAGCGCAUGGGGACUUCUCCAUUCGGCUCCCCCCCAGCUCAGGUUCCUCUCCGGGAUCAGGAGAGGCCGGGUCUGGAGGAGAGUCUGAUAGAGAAGCAGUGGCUGAGGAGCCGUGCUUCUUCCAGGUGAACAGCUUCAUGGCGGCCUUUCUAUUCUCCUUGGAGACGCAAACAUCCAUCGGUUAUGGCUUCAGAAGCGUGACCGAGGAAUGUCCCCUGGCAGUGAUGGCGGUCAUUUUGCAGUGCAUCGUGGGCUGCAUUAUUGACGCCUUCAUCAUCGGGGCAGUCAUGGCGAAGAUUGCCAAGCCCAAGAAGCGCAACGAGACACUGUUGUUCUCUGACACAGCGGUGGUAGCACUGAGGGACGGGAAACUCUGCAUGAUGUGGAGGGUCGGAAACCUACGCAAGAGCCAUCUGGUAGAGGCACAUGUUCGAGCACAACUACUGAAGCCAAGGGUGACAGAAGAGGGAGAGUUCCUCCCGCUGGACAAUAUGGACAUCAACGUGGGCUUUGACACUGGCACCGACCGCGUCUUCUUGGUCUCGCCAGUGACAAUUGUCCACGAGAUCAACGAUGAGUCGCCCUUCUUUGAGAUCGACCGAAAGACCCUGGAGAAUGACUCUGAAUUGGAGGUGGUGGUCAUACUCGAGGGCAUGGUGGAGGCCACAGCCAUGACCACACAGUGCCGCAGCUCCUAUCUGGCUUCUGAAAUCCUCUGGGGACACCGAUUCGAACCAGUGCUCUUCGAGAGGAAAGACUGCUACCAGGUGGACUACUCGUUCUUCCAUCGGACAUAUGAAAUCCCGAACACACCUUCGUGCAGCGCUAAAGAGCUGGCCGAGCAGAAGUACAUUCAAAGCUCGCGCUCGUCGUUCUGCUAUGAGAACGAAGUCGCUCUGCAGCUCGUCUCCCCUGAUGACGAGCCCGGCCCAGACCCUGAGUGUCCCUCCCCACCGACCCGAAGGCAAUCACUGGCAGAACAUCUCCACUAUAACUGAGCCUGUGGCAUAGGAGGCCUAAAGGGAAAAAAGACAAGAAGUUGACCCAGUGGUUUAGAGGAAGAACAGGCAAAACGAGAGGGUUAGACAGGUAGGAAUGGGCAGACCAAGACAGACAGGAUUAAAAGCAGAUAGGGCCAGGAUAAAGGACACGAAGCGCUGAUUGGACAGGAAAGAAAGUCCAGAAUAGAAGCAAGUCAAGAGAUCCAUUAAAUGUUUGCAAGAUUUAGGAAAGUACUACUAUACACAUUAGAUUGCACAGAGAAAUAAAAAGGAAAUGAACAGAUAGAGAGACAGUGGGAGCUUUUGGGUCAGUCUUUUGGGGAGAAGGGUUACUACACUGGCUUAAUUGUCUGAUUGGUCCUGGCAAUCUUUCAGGAUCAUUGAAAACUCGUCUGCUAAGUCUCACAUCUGGUCUGUCACCACCACAACACGCCCAUCUGGCCCAUCUAAUGCCUGACUGGCAGAAUAUACAGCAGCACCCCAUGGUGGCUCUACCAUGCAACUGCACCUCCAGUUUUCUGACCUGCGGACAUUUCUGACCUGAAAUGAAAUGAAUAGUAGUGUACCUUCUGAGGUACAACUCAGGAAUGUCUUCCACUAUGAUGCUGAUUUAUCAUUUAAUGUUUUAUUUUUCGUAUGGUAAGUAUGGAUAGUGCACAUCUUGGUGGGGGCUGUUGAGAAUGUAGUUGAGUAUUAGGCUAUAGGCUACUUGUAGAGCCAAAGCAGAGCAACAGUAACAUGGAGAAACGGCUGAAAACUAGCAGCGAUUUUGAGCAGUUUUUCUAUGUUACGUACUGUAUGUUGUUUGUUUUUUUGGCUUUUUUUCUAUGUGUCCUUCAAAAAAAUGUUCACUGAUUGUAACAUUUGUUUCAUUUAAUCUAAAAUUUUGUGUUGAGUUGAAUGCCAUGUGGUCAGAGGAAGCGUUGUAGUGUUUUCCAACACGUUCUCAUCCCAACUUGUCAUAACUGACGCUUUGUCAUUUUGGUCGCAGUAAACACAUGCUUAAUGUCGUGAAUUAAACAAAACUACUAUAGUUAGCAUACUUGCCAGCCCUCCCGAUUUUCCCGGAAGAUUCCCUUUUUUCAUUGCCCUCUCCCAGUUUCCCCCCAUGGUCACAAUUCUUCCAUGUUUUUCAUGAUUUACACACAAAUUUUCACACCUUUUUUCCUUUUUGUUAUCUCAACCUUUUUCUGGCAUUGUACAGCAUGUAUAAGCCCUACUGUUUCCAUCUGGACAACAAUACAGCUACACCACAUGUUGUUUCCUGGCGGAAGAGACCUGCGCACAACCGCUCGCUACUCAACAGUUUGAGCUGUGCUCGCCACUGGGUUCACCAGGACCCCCAGACCUCUCCCCCCCCCCUUUGGUUUCAAAAUCCCCCCUAUUUUUGAGGUCUCAAGUUUGGCAAGUAUGAUAACUAGGUUUAGGACAAAACAGCAUAGUUGGGCUUAAAACCACUAUGUUACAGUGAAAAUUACUCUGAAUGUUGGGAACACGGGACACACAGGACAUGAACAACGGUCUCCUGGAUGAAAGCCUUUUGUUUCUUGGACCCAUCCACCUCCCCUCCCGCCCGCCCUGUGUCUCUUUCACUCUUUAAACUACGUCACCACAGCUCUUUCCCUGAGCGCUUAAUAUUGACCCGUAUGGGUUUAUAUUGUACUUAAUGGAAAGCCUGAUGCGUCUCGUACCGAUGCUAAAGGGUGCCUUUGGUGUCAGAAUCGAACGCCGACGGCUGUGACAAGGCGUUGGUAUUUGACACCCUGGGAAUGAGAACGGGCUGUGUUUUCAGACUACUGCAGUGAUACACAAUGACAGAUGAUGCUGGCUGUGUCCAGACUAGUUAAUUACUAUACAUUCUUUCUUGCACUACGAUCUACAGUAUCUUCUCAUGUCCCGUGUUGCUAAAAUCAACCACACUGUAUUGUUUUGCUCUGUUGCUUUUGGAUUGUAGUACUUAGUGACUGACAUUAUAAUCUUGUAAGUGUCUUGGCACUUGGAAGAUGGAAGAUGGUUUGGACUGAGACCAAGGUUAAAGGGGGUUGCUGUCAUUGACUGUCAACGCACAGGAGGCCUAAAGUCACCUCCAACAUCACUAGAACAUAACUGAACUGAGGGGGAGAGGUAUUGUGAUGACGGCUUGCCGUUUCUGAAUCUCUGAGAGAUAAAACAUCUGUCUAACACCUGCACAAGCGGAUGAGGAUUGAACUGGAAACUACACCACGUUCAUAGAAAACAAUUCUGUAUUUCUGUGCCCAUAAAAUCACGUGACACCCUGA
Messenger RNA from Sebastes umbrosus (honeycomb rockfish), 6292 nucleotides. It is a transcript of the gene kcnj14, whose product is annotated as potassium inwardly rectifying channel subfamily J member 14. Lineage: Eukaryota; Metazoa; Chordata; Actinopteri; Perciformes; Sebastidae. The record is from RefSeq and is a predicted model, not a curated record. Gene Ontology annotation, molecular function: inward rectifier potassium channel activity. Bases 2415 to 4010 code for a protein of 531 amino acids. The transcript has 5 exons. Gene Ontology annotation, biological process: potassium ion import across plasma membrane; regulation of monoatomic ion transmembrane transport. Gene Ontology annotation, cellular component: plasma membrane.